CGGAUCUUUUAGCAAAGAACAGGUAGCAUUGAUAUAAUGAAGAAGCUCUUGGUCUUAUGUUUUAUUUUGCUCUUUGGCUUUACCAUGGGGUCGACUCAGGGUCACCAUGCUGAAAUGUGUUUUCCACAAAUGAACAGGCAAGAUCUGUUCGACUUAGCCGUGACCUCUGGCGUCAAGGUUCUGAUUCGCCAGGUGGAACUGUUUAACGAGGACUUGCCGAUCUCUUCAAGUAUGAUGGUUCAAAUCACGUCCAUGUUCUCCAAGUUUAUUUUGUCCGGGAAGAGCAUUAAGUUCAUCCUCAGGCUGAUUUAUGUGGCAUGCAAGCUGAACAAACCCACGCCAACUGAAUCUAAGAAAGAACAAGCUCGAAAAGUCGAAACAGCCUACCUAUGCUUGCUGGAGUUGGGUGCAGAAAAGUGCUAUUCAUAUAAGGACAGGGAUGAAGGCGACUUUUCUGUAGAGAUUCCAUGAAUCAAGGAGUUUUUGUCUUAGUUCGUCAAAUAAGUGCUUAAACUUAUAAAUAAUAUCCCUACUGUUCUUAGUA
Drosophila subpulchrella is the source of this 544-nucleotide messenger RNA. RefSeq lists its product as uncharacterized. The transcript has 2 exons. The record is from RefSeq and is a predicted model, not a curated record. NCBI's taxonomy places the organism in Eukaryota, Metazoa, Arthropoda, Insecta, Diptera, Drosophilidae. Bases 37 to 471 code for a protein of 144 amino acids.